GUGUGUGUUUGUGUAUACUCGGAUAGCGGUCGUUGGUGUACAGCCGCCGCCGCCGCCACCACAGCAUGGGCUUAGCCACCGGAUCAGUAGUCUGACGAUCGCACGCCCGUCCGGUAUGUGUCCACCAAUUUCGUCUCGAUAGCGUUGGAAUUUCGCGGUAUCUGCGCAUUAUACGAGUAAAAUUAUUAGUUAAUCAUUUAUCUAUGAUAAUAUUAUUAUUGUGUAUCGUCAAUUAACGCCGAAGAGAAAUAAUCUGUUUUGUACCCCCACAACCAACGCGACAAGCCGAUCAUGCCGGCACGCCGCCGCUUUUGAGUUUUUGCGCAUGACCACACGUCGCCACUGUUCGCCGUCGCAACCACCUCAACACAGACGCGGACGUCCAGUACUACGAGCGCCAUGCUUUUGUAAAGCUCCUGCACUGGCGCUCGCUUGAAGCAGUUUGGCCGUUGGCUUUUGUUUUUUUGUUUUCGUUACGAGAUAUUUGGACUGAGGUAGUCAUGUCGGAAUACCAAGGUGCCGCCAAAUACCGAGCGAAACGGUAUCAGUCAGUUGGCAAAGCACUCAGAAAGCGUUUGCCGAUCGUUUCUUGGCUGCCCAAGUACGAUACCGAUCAAGCGGUUAGCGACUUAAUCGCUGGGGUCACCGUCGGACUAACCGUCAUGCCACAAGGCCUGGCGUACGCGACGCUGGCCGGUCUUGAGCCGCAGUAUGGUUUGUACUCAGCGUUUGCCGGAUGUAUAGUUUACACAGUAUUCGGCAGUUGCAAAGACAUAACGAUAGGACCUACGGCGCUUAUGGCUUUGAUGACUUACCAACAAGUCAUCGGCAGGAGCUCGGAUUAUGCCGUUUUGCUGUGCUUCUUGUCCGGCAUAUUGCAGUUCAUCAUGGGAUCUUUAAAGCUCGGGGUUUUAAUUGAUUUUAUUUCGAUUCCCGUAACCGUCGGGUUCACUUCGGCUACUUCUGUGAUAAUAGCAGUGUCCCAGCUGAAGGGCUUGCUGGGGCUUAAGUUCGAGUCGUCCGGCUUUUUGGAUUGCCUAACAAAAGUCUACCAGAACAUUGGCAACUUCAGGGCCAACGACACCAUCCUGGGAGUCACUUCGAUCGUCAUACUGCUGUUGCUCAGAAAAAUGAAAGACAUAAAACUAGUCGGCCCCAACGGUAAGCCCUCGAACAAACAAAGGACGAUCAUGAAAGGCUUGUGGUUACUGUCCAUAGCCAGAAACGCUUUGAUCGUGCUGGUGUGUUCAAUGCUCGCUUAUUGUUACCAUUCACCAGACAUAGAACCGUACGUCACGCUAAUCGGAAACGUACGGUCUGGAUUGCCGCCUUUGAAAUUACCGCCAUUUAGUACGGUCGUCAACGGCAAGGAAAUCGGGUUCAUCGACAUGUGCCUGAAUCUAGGAUCUUCUAUCAUACUGGUGCCCGUGAUCGCCGUCUUGGGCAACGUGGCCAUCGCCAAGGCCUUUGCCAGCGGUAAUUCGGUGGACGCCACCCAAGAAUUGUACUGUUUGGGAGUUUGCAAUUUGUUGGGAUCGUUUGUCUCUUCCAUGCCGGUUACAGGGUCGUUUUCCAGGAGCGCCGUUAACCACGCCAGCGGUGUCCGGACGCCAAUGGGUGGACUUUACACAGGGUUACUUAUCAUAUUGGCGUUGAGUCUGUUGACUCCUUACUUUUACUUUAUACCCAAAGCGUCACUGGCAGCAGUCAUCAUCAGUGCCGUUAUAUUCAUGAUCGAGUACGAAAUCGUCAAACCCAUGUGGAAAUCCAGUCGUAAAGACUUGAUACCUACUUUUGCCACGUUUGUGUUGUGCUUGACUAUUGGAGUCGAGUUGGGUAUUUUGGUGGGAGUGGCAAUCAACAUAAUCCUGUUGCUCAUACCGUCGGCCAGACCGUUUCUACACAUUGAAAUGAAAAAAUUGAGAACCGGCUUUGAGUAUUUGUUGGUCACUCCGGAGAAUAGCCUUUACUUUCCGGCGGUGGACUUUAUGCGGGCCAAAACCGAUAGAGCCGCCAUCAAAAUGGGACAGUCCAAAUUACCGGUUGUCGUCGACUGUAAACACAUACUCGAGGCCGACUUUACAGCUGCUAAAGGAAUAGCCGGACUCAUAAUGGACUUUAAAAGGAGAAAACAACCAUUAUGUUUUUACAAUCCCAGGAAAACCGUUCUUGCCGUUCUACAGGGUGUCUGCGUCGACGAGAUCGUUCAUUGUUUCACGUAUGACGAAUUAGAAAGCACGCUCAAUGACAUUAUCUGUACAGGAAACGGAUCUGAAUUGAAAGACAUUGUACACUCCAGCACACAACCUCACGAAAUGCCUCUGUUAAACAGAAGACAACAUUAGGAGUAUACAAAACUAUAGUAAUUAACUACGUGAUGUUUAUUGUAGUUAAACUUUUCUAUUUCCUACCUACAUUUGUGUAUUGUACCUUAUAUGAUUUAUAUUAAAUUCUAAGAGGACUUAGGGUGCCCUUGUGUAUUUUAUAUACGAAUUAUAUAAAUUUAUUUAUAAUAUUUUUUUUGUGCAAUUUUUAUUUAAUAUUUGAUAACGAUUUAAAAUUUUAAAAAUGUACUGUUUUUUUCCCACUUGGCCAAAAUUAGUUUCUAAGUUAAAAAUUCAUUACUUAUCAUUGCCAUCAUUGAUCAUUAUACAUAUUAUAAUAAACGUCCCUUUUUUAUGUUAAAAAUCUAUA
This is a messenger RNA of Adelges cooleyi (spruce gall adelgid), 2694 nucleotides long. Its product is annotated as sodium-independent sulfate anion transporter-like. The transcript is spliced from 12 exons. Gene Ontology annotation, biological process: transmembrane transport. Gene Ontology annotation, cellular component: membrane. NCBI's taxonomy places the organism in Eukaryota, Metazoa, Arthropoda, Insecta, Hemiptera, Adelgidae. The coding region runs from base 501 to 2345 and encodes 614 amino acids. The record is from RefSeq and is a predicted model, not a curated record. Gene Ontology annotation, molecular function: sulfate transmembrane transporter activity.